Messenger RNA from Ascoidea rubescens DSM 1968, 1982 nucleotides. Its product is annotated as Septin. Gene Ontology annotation, biological process: actomyosin contractile ring assembly; cellular bud neck septin ring organization; cytoskeleton-dependent cytokinesis. Gene Ontology annotation, molecular function: molecular adaptor activity; GTP binding; GTPase activity. The record is from RefSeq and is a predicted model, not a curated record. Gene Ontology annotation, cellular component: cell division site; microtubule cytoskeleton; cytosol. The transcript has a single exon. Lineage: Eukaryota; Fungi; Ascomycota; Saccharomycetes; Ascoideales; Ascoideaceae. Bases 489 to 1847 code for a protein of 452 amino acids.
CUCCGCCACAGGCAGCGAAAGCGGCGAAUGAGAGCAACGUAAAAGAACACAAAAUACUCAAAAAAUAUACAGAGCAUGCAAACAACAAUCAAAGAACACUCAAGAUGACCUUCACACAAAAACAGCUCAAAUCCACAAAGCCUUCCUCUGCUGGAGUUUGAGUUGCUGCUUUUGUUGGUAUAAGUUCUUGCUGGGCAUCUGAACUGAUUGCCAUUGAGAUCGAUAUCCACAACAUAUUCGUCGUCAACACUGGUUUUCUGACUGCAAAGACUACUGCAAAGACUACUGCUUGAACUAAUUAGCUUUCUCAAUAUAUCCAAAAUGCCUUCGGCUUUCAUUUGCGUUUGUUUUACUUUGUUGCUGGCGAUGAGUCUGGUUUCUUCAGAAAGCCUCUCUUUUUGAUUCCAAAAGCAAAAAUGGUUAUACUAAUCUGUUUUAUGGAUGUCAAAUGCUAAUAGGUUUCCCCUGAGGAAGUUCGUCGUCGAAAAAUGGUCAAAAAAGGAUUGCAACUCAACAUUAUGGUGGUUGGCUACGAGGGAACCGGAAAAUCAACUUUUAUCAACAACUUAUGCAACAAGAUAGUCUUUCCAGAAAAAGAAGUUUCUUCUACUAAUUUGAUUGACUUUGAUGGUAUUGAAACACACAACAAUGAAAGCGAUAAUGAAACUGGCAGCAAUUGCUCGAAUUUACCUCCAGUGUCAUCUUCAAAACUCAAAGAAAGAGAUAUUGAUAUCAAUAAAUCCGACAGCAUGUCUAUUGAUAUCAACCAAAUUGAGAUUCACGAGAAAAAUUCAACCCCCAUCAAUUUAAAUGUCAUCAUUACCUCAAAGUUUGGAUCAAAUAUCAAUAACAAAUUUACCAAUUUGAAAAUUGUCAACUUUUUAGAGUCUCAGUUUGAUCUUAUUCUCCAAGAAGAAUUGAGAAUUAAAAGAAAUCCAAACUUGGUUGAUCAAAGAGUUCAUGUUGCUCUUUAUUUUUUGACUAGUCCCAUUUUAAAACAAUUGGAUUUGCAAGUUAUAAAUUCUUUAACAAGAUUCACAAACGUCAUUCCAGUGAUUUCUAAAGCCGAUUUAUACACCGAACUGGAACUAAUCAAUUUCAAAAAACAGGUCUUAUUUCAAUUGAAAAAAAAUAAUAUUCAAAUUUUCAACUUCAAUAAUAAUUACUACGAUAGCGACAACAACACAAACCAAUCAAACAGUGUUUACAACGAUAGCGCUCAGGAAAAUGACGAGUUGCAAAAAUUGCUACCCUUUGCAAUUGUCAGUAGCAACCACACAAAAGAAAUUGAUGGCAUGGUUUACCAUGUAAGAGAGUAUCCCUGGGGCACUGUCAAAGUUGAGGACCCAAACUACAGUGACUUUUUGACUUUAAAGACUGUUUUAUUUGGUUCUCAUUUGCAAGAGUUUAAAGACAUCACACAUAACAUUUUAUAUGAAAAUUAUCGUUCUCAAAAGCUAUCAACAAAUGGGGGUUUCAUGCACCAAAAUAUUACAAAUAUUAACAAUAACGAUAAUAAUAACAACAACAACAACAACAACAACAACAACAACAACAACAAUAAUAAUAAUAAUAAUAAUAAUUCUCGCUUCCAAAAAAUUGUUCCUCAUCAAAAUAAUGAUACAAAUGCUUACAUCAACAAAAAGAACAUUGCCAAAGACCGCAAUUAUUCAUAUGAUUACGAAAAUGGUUCUCGUUUUGAUACAGCCUCAUCAUCAAUUAUUCAAUCAAAUCAAGUUGUUGAUCCAGAUUUAAUCAAAAUUGACAGUUUUUCAAACGUAAAUGACUCUUAUAGUGAAAGAAGAAAAAUGGCAAUGGAAGAUCAAUUUAGCAAAAUUUCUAUCUAGGAAAAGUCCAGUAUCAAACUAUUUUCCUUUGCAAUCUUCUAACUUUUUCUAAUUUUAUAUUAAUCUUUUUCUAAUUUUAUAUUAAUCUUUUUCUAAUUUUAUGUUCUUUUUCUAACUACUUUAUUUAACUUUUCC